This is a messenger RNA of Trematomus bernacchii (emerald rockcod), 751 nucleotides long. It is a transcript of the gene s100z, whose product is annotated as S100 calcium binding protein Z. The record is from RefSeq and is a predicted model, not a curated record. Lineage: Eukaryota; Metazoa; Chordata; Actinopteri; Perciformes; Nototheniidae. Bases 143 to 439 code for a protein of 98 amino acids. Gene Ontology annotation, molecular function: calcium ion binding. Gene Ontology annotation, cellular component: cytoplasm. The transcript is spliced from 4 exons.
AGCUUUGGUGACACCUGAUAACUAAUGUCCCUCAGGAGUAGUCUUCGGGGGCUGAGGGCUGAUCGGAGUGUUAUUCUCCACUGGCAGCUCUGCUGCAACGUCUCUCGUCUCAUCUGUUCAGGACUCUAACCAGGAAGCUGCAAUGCCGAGCCAGCUGGAGGGUGCAAUGGAUGCACUGAUAACGGUUUUCUACAACUACUCCGGAAACGAUGGAGACAGAUACAAGCUCAACAAGGGCGAGUUGAAGGAGCUCCUCAACAGCGAGCUCACCGACUUCCUCACGUCUCAGAAGGAUCCGAUGCUGGUGGAGAAAAUCAUGAAUGACCUGGACUCUAACAAAGACAACGAGGUGGAUUUCAAUGAGUUUGUGGUGUUGGUGGCCGCUCUGACUGUUGCCUGCAACGACUUCUUCCAAGAGCAGCAGAAGAAAAAGGAGUAGACGUCUACAGAAAGAAUCCACUACCUGUAAAUCUUGUCAAUGUCGUGCAAUUAAAAACAGAACAGUAAAUGUCCCGUCAGUAGAAUAAGUUAUAUUAGGAUACCCCAAGUAUGUAGCAUUGUGAAUGUAAUACUUAGGAAGUAGACACUCUACCCCGAAGUCACAAUAGAAAAUGUUGGUACCAAAUUCAGCCUGGAGCUGUUAAACAACGACUUUGUGAUCUUAGGUGGGAAAUAUGUGAAUUUUAAAACCUAAAAGCUGCAAUAAAUGCAGGAUGUGUAUUAUCCCAUGUCUCAAGAAUCACUGGUCUAA